AUGCAGACAGCUCCUACGCAUACAUCAGCGACGAUAACUUCGACCUUGUAUCCCACAACCACUUCUUCCUCAUCUCCACAAGCUCAGAAUGCCUAUCAUCCCAGAACCGUUACCGCAUCUCACUCACCUCAAUCUGUCGACAUAACAUCUCGAAACUCGCCGUCGUCAUCCAAGCGACCCAGUCGACAGCCUAGCACUAAUGGUGCCAACUCCAAUUCUGCGCUUGGUCCUCAACACUCUCAGUACGGGUCAGGGUCGCCAACAAUGAGUUCCUCCGCCCAACAAUCCUCCCAGAGUCCGAUGUCCUCGAACUCGACCAAUCACACACAUUCUCACUCUAAUGCUCCUGAAGGGUUAGGGCUAACGCCACAAAUCCCCCCUCGUACAUCAUCGAAUCAACGAUCCAGCAGACGCCAGGACUCGAGUCAAUCAAGAAGUCGGGGUGAGGAUCCAAAUGGCGGUCGUUCUCGUCGCAAAGGUCAACAAUCGCCUGAACGAUCCAGCUCAAACGAAAUUCCAGCCCAACAUUCCUCCGCAUAUCAAAGUCGUUCAGAUCAUGCAUUGGGCUCGUCAUCCGAGCCUACUGCCCUCGCAAGUGAAUCGAGCACCGUUCUUAAUCAAGUUAUGAUCACCGAUCCAGCUGAGGAUAUUGAGCGCGAACAUGAGCGAUUAAUGGAGGCACAGACCUCAACUGAUGGAGCAUCGAAUUCUGUCACUGGUCUUGGGCUGGUUGGCGAUGAAGGCGUAGACGAUGCUACCCGCAAUGGCCCACGAACUCGGCAAGAUUACUCCAACACAUCGGGGAAACGUAAGGAAACCACCUUCGGAAGGUACAUAUUAGGCCAGACAUUGGGUGAAGGAGAGUUUGCCAAAGUCAAGCUCGGCUGGAAAAGAGAUGGCAGCGUUCAAGUUGCUAUCAAACUCAUUCGACGGGAGAGCUUAGGCUCAAAUCCCAGCAGACUUCCAAAGAUCUACAGAGAGAUCGCAAUUCUCCGAGAACUAUCUCAUCCAAACAUUGUACGCCUGCACGAGAUGGUAGAAACUGAUCGCUACAUUGGAAUCAUCAUGGAAUACGCCUCUGGUGGAGAGCUCUUUGAUUACAUUCUCAAGAACCGCUAUUUGAAGGAUAAUGCAGCCAGGCGCCUGUUUGCGCAGCUCGUUUCCGGUGUUGGUUAUUUGCACAAGAAGGGAAUCGUGCAUCGUGACUUGAAAUUGGAAAAUCUGUUGCUCGACAGGAAUCGUAAUCUCAUCAUCACUGAUUUUGGGUUCGCCAACACCUUCAACCCUGCUGACGAACUUGGCGAGGAGAUUGAGUACAACCUUACCAACCGCGAAUUCGUCAAGAGAAUGGGACUAGACAAGACUGAUGCUGCUGGAUUGCGACGCGGCGAUUUGAUGCAAACUAGCUGCGGUAGUCCAUGCUAUGCCGCACCCGAGCUUGUUGUGAGCGACUCUCUUUAUACCGGUCGCAAGGUUGAUGUUUGGAGUUGCGGUGUGAUUCUGUAUGCUAUGCUCGCCGGCUACCUUCCGUUCGAUGAUGAUCCUGCGAAUCCUGAAGGAGACAACAUCAACCUCUUGUACAAAUACAUUGUUAGCACGCAUCUCACAUUCCCCGAAUACGUAACACCGCAUGCUCGCGAUCUAUUGCGCCGUAUCCUCGUUCCCGACCCUCGCAAACGUGCCGAUCUUUUCGAAGUUGCUCGUCACAGUUGGCUCAGCGAAUACUCACAUGUUGUGUCUCAUAUCACAAGUAGCACCACUAAUAUUUCAGACAUUGCUACUACAACCGUCCCUGCUGAAGGAACACAAGAAGGCCCUACACUGGCUCGCAGCGCAUCUGUACGCGAACCACCAAAGAGUUUCCAGGGCAAUGCAUCGACACUAGGCGGCUUGACUCACCAACAAGGAAAGGUUGCAACUCAAGAAGAGUCUUCUAACAGCAAGACCAAGACUUCAAGGGAAGCAAAAAGACGAACUGUUCAGGUGGAGUAUGUCGCACCUCAGUCGCAGACUGUCCGCGGCGACCAUACAUCGAGUACAUCUCCUCAAUCAGCAACGGCAACCCGAACAGGAUCUCGAGGCGUUGUUGAUCAGAACAAACCAUUACCAAGUGAGCCACAAGAAGCAACAGGACAAGUCUUCGAAACCUCGCAAACCACGCGCCCAAACACCGGACACUCUGCCAUGUCCCUCAAUGCUGGAAGACUUCCUUCUCGUGGCUCCUAUGGUCAACCAGUAGCACCUACAGUGGCAGCAACCAACGCUCAGGGUCGACUGGCACAGCCAAAGAAUGCUAAACAAUAUAAUAUCUCGUCACCAAUUCCUCAAGACCCGAACAUGUCUAUUGGACGGCUUAGCACCCACCAGCUCCCUACCACAUUCAACCAGACUCCUGCACAAGAACCAGUCAGGUCCCACAAGCGUUCAAGCACAGUCAGCAGUAUCGGAGAGAGGCUUUUCGGUCGCUCAGGGUCCUUUUUCGGUGGUCGACCAAACCAGCCUACUUCACGCCCCAAAACCGGAAAACGGUAUCCUCCAACAAGCAUGAAAGAGCCUUACUCCACCGAGGACUCAAGAACCUCGAUCGACUCUCGGCGAUCGAACUCGUAUGCGACCCAUACAGAGCCACGGCCGCGUCGAUUUUCUCUCAUGAACUCUAUCAGGGGAUUUUCAUCGGGGCGCAGUGAUCAGAAUUCGGAAAGCGGUUCUCAUGAUGCCGAAUACUCUCGGCCAGCUACAGGUCCUGGAAUGUUUACAGGACGCGAUGUCAGUGGUGGAUUCAGUGGAUACUCUGGCUCUCAGCAAGGCGAAGUAGCACCUCAGGAAACCAGCUAUGAAGCUCAUAUCGAUAGACAGUUCGCUCAACUACACGAAAGCAACCAAAUGUACCAGGAUCAAGAGCAGCCCAGUGACUACAAUGCAUUGGAGACAAAUGAGUACUACGGUUAUCCUCAGCGAGGGCAGCAAUACAAUGGGAGCUAUGACAGAUCGAGGCCAUCCGCGCAACUUUCUCGACCCAAACAGGGUGUUUUGCAAAAGAAUAAUCGAAAGUUUGCAGAUGCGUACGAAUACGAAAGGGACCAUUCACACCACUCUGGAAGCUCUGGGGCGGCAAGAAAAGUCAUGGACUUUUUCCGUCGGCGAGGCAAAGCCAGAGCUGGAGAGGAUCGGUGA
Talaromyces marneffei is the source of this 3174-nucleotide messenger RNA. RefSeq lists its product as uncharacterized. Gene Ontology annotation, biological process: protein phosphorylation; intracellular signal transduction; microtubule cytoskeleton organization. The coding region runs from base 1 to 3174 and encodes 1057 amino acids. NCBI's taxonomy places the organism in Eukaryota, Fungi, Ascomycota, Eurotiomycetes, Eurotiales, Trichocomaceae. Gene Ontology annotation, molecular function: protein serine/threonine kinase activity; ATP binding; tau-protein kinase activity. Gene Ontology annotation, cellular component: cytoplasm. The record is from RefSeq and is a predicted model, not a curated record. The transcript has 4 exons.